AUGAGCGCAGAGUGCUCCAGCUACACCACUGUGGAGAAGGUGUUAGUGGGGGCAUUUAGCUGUCCCAGGGCGGACAGUGACCUGGGGGCUAUAUACUGCUGUGGAUUUAAGGACUUCAAAUACUGCUGCGAUGACCCAAACAGUUUUUUCCCAUACGAGCACAGUUACAUGUGGUGGUUGAGCGUGGGAGCACUGGUGGGUUUAUCCAUAGCUGCUGUGGUCCUGUUGGCAUUUAUCAUCACCGUUUGUGUCCUCUGCUACCUGUUCAUCAGCAACAAGCCGCACAACAAGCUGGACACAGGGCUGAGCCUACAGACAGCAGGUGAGAUGGGAAUGAUUCCGCCUCUGGGAAAUAUUAUAUAUAUAAAACACUAUAUCUCUGCUUGGGUAGAGAAGGUGGACAGAGAAUUGUAUCUGUCAUUUAGAAAACAUGUACCCAAUGGGCAAAAAGGUGAAACUUGGUCAUCAGCACUAACAAAGAGGCUUCAUAUUAAAGGCUAA
Molecule: messenger RNA, 501 nt
Organism: Staurois parvus
Lineage: Eukaryota; Metazoa; Chordata; Amphibia; Anura; Ranidae
Source: the annotation of a GenBank genome assembly